UCUGAAUUGACGGAAUUAACAGAGAGAUUUUUUCAGAGUUUAGGUUUAUGAUUAACUAUGUUAAAGGAGCGAAACCAACCAACAUUUCAGGACAAAUGGCCGACUAUGCGCCCAACUAUCUUGAAGCUUUUGCGCCAGGAAUCAGUUCCAAGAGCUGAGUGGCAGGAACUGUUCUGGUCGGUUCACAGUCUCUGUGUAUGGGAUGAUAAAAGUCCACCUAAAAUUUUUGCUGCUCUAAGAGAAGAUAUUCUUGUGUUUAUAAACCAGGCUCAAGAACGGGUACUGACCCAUCAGGAGGAUCAGGCUCUACUGAAGGCGUAUAUCGCCGAGUGGAGAAAAUUCUUCACUCAGUGCAAUUUGAACGGCGAUUCUGCGAUGAAGUUGGUUCACGCGGAGAGGAACGGUGAGGCGUUCGAUUCCCAACUGGUGAUUGGAGUCAGGGAGUCCUACGUUAACCUGUGUAGUAGUGCAGAGGAUAAACAUAAGAUUUAUAAGGAGAACUUUGAGAGAGCUUACAUCUUAGCCACAGAAGCAUUCUACAAAGUCCAAGCACCAGAGCAGUUGAAUGUGAACGGUGUACACCUAUACAUGAAGUAUGCUGAUACUAAGCUACGCGAGGAGGAGCUACGAGCACACAAAUAUCUAGAGAGCUGUGCAGGAAGCGUCCAGAAUCUGAUAGAUUCCUGCGUCAGUGUACUGGUGACAGCGUUUAAGGAAACUAUUCUGGCUGAGUGUGCUGACAUGAUACGCUCCAACGAGACCACCAAGCUGCUUCAAAUGUAUAAGUUAAUGGACCGUGUUCCUGAUGGAGAGGGAAUUGAUCCGAUGUUAACUGUUUUGGAGACCCACAUAUAUCAGGCCGGUUUAGCUGAUAUGGUCGCGUCAGCUGAAGCUAUAACUGCUGACAGUGAGAAGUAUGUUGAGCAGCUUUUAAAUCUUUUCAGACGAUUCAGUCUUCUUGUCAGCCAGGGUUUCAAAGAUGACCCCCGGUUCCUGACUGCUCGAGACAAGGCAUAUAAAAGGGUUGUGAACGAUACCUCAAUAUUCAGGUUGGAUUUACCGAAUAAGUCUGGAGUGUACAGCAAGACCCAGCCAGAGUCUAAAUGUCCUGAACUCCUGGCAAACUACUGUGAUAUGUUACUCAGGAAAACUCCACUUUCAAAGAGGUUGACAAGUGACGAGGUUGAAUCUAAGCUCCGUGAUGUCCUACUGGUGUUGAAGUAUGUUCAGAACAAGGAUGUGUUUAUGCGUUAUCACAAGGCGCACUUAACCCGUCGUUUGAUCCUGGACACAAGUGCAGACAGUGAGAAGGAGGAGAAUAUGGUGGAGUGGUUGAGAGAGGUUGGAAUGCCGGCAGAUUUUAUCAACAAACUCUCUAGAAUGUUCCAGGAUAUAAAAGUGAGCGAGGAUCUGAACAACGAAUUCAAAGAUUUUCGUAAAUCCAAUAAUCCAGACGUACAUACAGACUCACUUUCUAUCAAGAUUCUAAAUAUUGGUGCCUGGGCCCGGGGGAGUGAACGAGUUCCUGUCAGUUUACCCAGAGAUCUAGAGGACUACAUACCAGAGGUUGAAGAGUUCUAUAAGAGUAAACACAGUGGACGGAAGCUAAAGUGGCAUCAUCAUAUGUCUAAUGGUACUCUUACCUUUGUUAACAAGACUGGCAAAUUUGACAUUGAGGUUACAACCUUCCAGAUGGCCGUCCUCUACUGCUGGGAAAAUAGAAGGGAGGAUAAAAUAUCUCUUGAGAAUCUCAGAUUAGCUACGGAAUUACCUGACUUGGAAUUAAGAAAAACUCUGUGGUCUCUUGUUGCCUUCCCCAAACUGAAACGACAGGUUUUAUUAUUUGCUCCAGCCUGUAGUAAAUAUACUGAGUGGAAUGAGAACACUCUAUUCUCGGUGAACCAACACUUUGGUCUAGUCAAGAACGGGAAGGUGCAGAAGAGAGGACGGAUAAAUCUCAUCGGACGCUUACAGCUGAGUACUGAGAAAUCGAGAGAGGAAGAUAACGAGGGUAUUCUUCAGCUUAGGAUACUCAGAACUCAGGAGGCAAUCAGGAAAAUUCUCAAGAUGCGAAAAUGCUGUUCGAAUGCUCAAUUACAGACUGAACUAGUAGAUAUACUCAAGAAUAUAAUACCUUUAGAUGCGAUCCUUAAAGAACAGAUAGAAUGGUUGAUUGAGAACAAAUAUAUGAAGAGAGAUGAAACAGAUUUAAAUAUGUUUAUUUACAUUGCAUAGGUCUACUCAAACUUAUAGGUUAAUGAAAUGUACUCAAAGAUAAUACACAAGUAUAGGAUAAAUUGUACAGGACACAGGGUUGAGUAGUGAGUACAGACCUGGGAAUUUAAGAGACUUGAAUGAAACCCACGGAUUUCCUAUUUGGGGGCCUUAACAAUUAUGUAGAUACUAAUUCAAGAAUUAUAAAGUGAUUAGAAAAUACAAAACAAACCAUAUAAAAUAAUAUUUCAAAUUAGAAAAAUUAUAUCUACGAAAUUGUCUUAACCCAUUCACUCAGUUUCACGCCGAUACCCUGUUUACUUUUUUGGGCUCUGGUAUACUAUGUCUACAAUAUGUUUUAUAAAUGAUGUAGAGGCGUAGUGUAUCAACUGUGAACUGUCAGCUUUGUUUACUUUAUAGAUAAAGUACAGAUGAUUUAUAAAAUAUAUAGAGAAUACUGAAUAAACUUUAGAUAGUUCAGGAGAUGAGUAUAGAAUUCAUGCAUAGUACGGAACGGAUGUAGUAUUAAACCUGUAUGAAUUAUGUUAACUAAAGGUUGUAUACACAUUUGUCAGUGUCAUAUUCUAACAAUGAGUACAUUUAUUUAAAUACUUUGAUUCUAAGAUGAAUCUGUUUCUUUACAGUAGUCCAUUCAAUAUAUUUUUCUACUGUCUUGCUCUUUGCUCUUUCUGAGUCGUAAAUUAUUUCAGAAAUAAAUUUGUUUCGGAAAGAUUGAUUGUAUGUACACUAUAUUGCUUCCUAAUGUGAUCAUAACCAAUAUUUUUAUCAGUAUUUUUACACCGAGGCCGGAUAAAAUAGAAAUUUCUAUGAAUUUUCAUUAAUUAACUCUUUCUUUUGCUCGCCUUUUUCUUGUCCAGUUGUACCAGAUAUAGUUCAUAAAUUAUUUAUUAAUUUAUCUCCACAUUUCAGA
Molecule: messenger RNA, 3145 nt
Organism: Eurytemora carolleeae
Lineage: Eukaryota; Metazoa; Arthropoda; Copepoda; Calanoida; Temoridae
Gene: Cul5
Product: cullin-5
Exons: 31
Coding region: 58-2235 (725 amino acids)
Biological process (GO): SCF-dependent proteasomal ubiquitin-dependent protein catabolic process; protein ubiquitination
Cellular component (GO): Cul5-RING ubiquitin ligase complex; SCF ubiquitin ligase complex
Molecular function (GO): ubiquitin protein ligase binding
Source: RefSeq, a predicted model, not a curated record